This is a messenger RNA of Mycena citricolor, 634 nucleotides long. NCBI's taxonomy places the organism in Eukaryota, Fungi, Basidiomycota, Agaricomycetes, Agaricales, Mycenaceae. The record is from the annotation of a GenBank genome assembly.
UUUAGCUUCUUCCAUCGCAGGGUUGGACACUAGUGGUGUGGCCGAACUCUCGCCGCAGUACUCAGAGCUGUACAUAUACUCCACCCCACACGUCAUGCAUCCUGCUGCUGCUGCUACUGCUCCUCACACGCUCAGAUGAACGACUCUCGAAACCCGCGCGCCAUGGAUGCUGAGCCGUCUCGCACCGCGCUCCAGUCCCACGUAGCGUUCUUCGAUCCAGACUCUGAUGGGAUCAUCUGGCCUUUGGACACCUACCGCGGUUUCAGACAGAUAGGAAGCGGGAUUUUGUUCUCUGCUCUGUGUAUGGUGGUAAUCCACUCUGGUUUCUCUUGGCUCACGUCCAGGUUCCCGGACCCUCUUUUCCGUAUUCCCAUCUCGAACAUCCACAAGGCUAUCCACGGCUCCGACACCGGGUCCUAUACGCAGACCGGAGACUUGGAUUUGCACCGCUUCGACACGGUGUGGGAGCACAACACUCAGCCCCCGCACACACACAUGUCGUUCAGCGAAGGCGUGCGCAUGGUCCGGGGGGACCGCAACCCCUUCGAUGUCGUGCGUGCCACUCGUCCAUAAUGCUUUCGGAUCGACUUCGCCUGAUGUUCGCCCCCCAGUUCGGAUGGCUCGCGGCUGCGUU